Molecule: messenger RNA, 3058 nt
Organism: Danaus plexippus (monarch butterfly)
Lineage: Eukaryota; Metazoa; Arthropoda; Insecta; Lepidoptera; Nymphalidae
Gene: sff
Product: serine/threonine-protein kinase BRSK2
Exons: 26
Coding region: 239-2845 (868 amino acids)
Biological process (GO): protein phosphorylation; microtubule cytoskeleton organization; intracellular signal transduction
Cellular component (GO): cytoplasm
Molecular function (GO): ATP binding; protein serine/threonine kinase activity; tau-protein kinase activity
Source: RefSeq, a predicted model, not a curated record
ACUCACCCCAGUCGCAAAAUACGAGCGAGCACGACUAUUGACGAUCCCGGAUAACAAAAAAAAACAUUUUAAUACAUCACGCUUACUGACGUACAAACCAACGUUUUGCACCAGUGUACUUAUAUGUGGUUAAUAUUAGCUUAAAGCAUGCCCGUCCGUUUAUAUGGAACUUAUUUAACACAAAUGCCAAGACCUCAAUAUGGCGAUUUCAUUUGAUGUCUCAUCCUGACCAGUCAAGAUGGAAAACAGCAACAACACGGCCGUGGAGGCCUAUCAAUAUGUGGGACCCUUCAGAUUGGAGAAAACACUCGGAAAGGGACAAACAGGUCUCGUGAAGCUGGGGGUGCACUGCGUGACAGGCAAGAAGGUCGCCAUUAAAAUUAUCAAUAGAGAGAAACUUAGCGAAUCCGUGUUAAUGAAGGUCGAACGAGAAAUAGCCAUCAUGAAGUUGAUAGAACAUCCACACGUCCUUGGGUUGUCUGAUGUGUACGAGAACAAGAAAUACUUAUAUUUAGUAUUGGAACACGUUAGCGGAGGUGAGCUGUUUGAUUAUUUAGUGAAAAAAGGAAGGUUGACGCCCAAGGAAGCGAGGAGGUUCUUCAGGCAGAUAAUAUCGGCUCUGGAUUUCUGUCACAGCCAUUCAAUUUGUCAUCGCGACCUAAAACCGGAGAAUCUUCUUCUGGAUGAAAGAAACAACAUUAAGAUUGCUGACUUCGGCAUGGCUUCCCUGCAACCUGCUGGAUCGCUGUUGGAGACAUCGUGCGGGAGCCCACACUACGCAUGCCCAGAAGUUAUAAGGGGUGAAAAAUAUGAUGGAAGACGUGCUGAUGUCUGGUCUUGUGGUGUUAUACUUUACGCACUACUGGUUGGAGCCCUGCCUUUCGAUGAUGAUAAUUUACGACAACUUCUUGAAAAGGUUAAAAGAGGUGUUUUUCAUGUACCACACUUCGUUCCACCCGACUGUCAGCAGCUACUGCGGGGAAUGAUCGAAGUGAAUCCAGAAAAACGAAUGACUCUGGCCGAGAUAACUCGUCAUCCUUGGGUAACAGCAGGCGGUAGGGGGGAAUUGGAGCAGGAAUUACCGAUGAUGGAGGUGGUGCAAACAAGAGUACUGCCAUCAGCCGAGGCCAUAGAUCCAGAUGUAUUGCAGGCUAUAUGCAGCUUGGGCUGUUUUAAACAUAGGGAGAAACUUAUUCAAGAUUUGUUAAGUCCUCAUCAUAACACAGAGAAAGUCAUCUACUUCCUGUUAUUAGAACGUAAGCGUCGUCGUCCAGCCAGGGAUGACGAGCCCAGGCCACCAGCGCCUGGAACUCCAAGUGAUCCACCCCGGAAAAGGCUAGAUACUUGCCGGGUAAACGGACAAUCAGCUCAUUUUGGACAAAUAAGUGAGGGUUCUCCCAUAACCCCAAGAAGGUCCCAGUUCAGGUCUGCUUCCAGAAGAAGCGAAGGUCGUUCAUCACCACAGCUAUCGGCCAGCCCACCUGGUCACACCCCUCACCGAGUGUCAUCUCUUAGUGGUACCCCCGCAACGCCCGGUUCACCUUUAGCAACUCCAUCGGUCAGGGAACACCAUCACCAGAGAGCCAACUCGACAGGACCAACCAUCAGUCUGAAUAUAAGCGGGGAGCCCGGGGAAGCGGUUAUAAUAAUCAACGAGCCGGUCAUGUCGUCAGUCGCUGUACGUCCUCACAGUCCGUCGCAUAGAGUCCGUGAGAGAUCAUCGCUUCCCGGGCCUGCGACCACCCAGGCUUCUGUGCAGACGACGCUGUUCCCUAACAUUGGAACUAUGGCCGCGCCCUGUGCCCCGGGUUCCUCGGCCGGGGGUCCGGCCGCUCCAUGGCGGGCUCGUCUCGCGACCAUCAAAAACUCAUUCCUGGGCUCUCCGAGAUUCCACAGACGGAAAAUGCAAGCUUCCUCCGAGGAGGUCCAUCUCACCCCGGAUUCAUCUCCGGAGCUGACGAAGCGUUCUUGGUUCGGUUCCCUGUUGCUGUCAGCUGAUAAGGAAGAGACCUUCACAGCGUUGGUCAAGGGGAAACCUCUGGCCACGGUCAAGGCGGAUCUGAUACACGCCUUCUUAAGUAUAGCAGAACUGUCUCACAGCGUGUUAAGUCCGAUGUCAUUCCGUGUAGAGUACAAGCGAGGCUCCAACGCUCCGGCUAUGUUCCAAAGACACGUCCGCUUUCAGGUCGACAUAUCAACUAUAACGAAAGCGCCCGGGGAUUACGGAAAAGAAUAUUUGUAUGCCAUUACGUUCACACUGCUGUCCGGUAACAUUCGUCGUUUCCGUCGCGUCUGCGAGGUCGUGCAGUCCGCGGUGUGCCGCGCGCCGGGCGCGUCCCGGGCGCCUCACACCCACCCGCCCUCUCCGCGAGCGCACCGCAGGAACAUAGCACCACAUGCGUCUUCCGAGAUCCCGGAUAGCCCGGAGACACCUCAUCAUCAGUCGGACCACGACAGUGACUCUUUGGUGUUCGACGCGGUGAAGAGCCCCACGAGUCACACUUCCAUCGAUCAGUUAGACCAGAACGGCACGCAUCCCCUGGGGUCGAGCUCAUCCGUGACGAGCGGGUCCAGCGGCUACAAACAAGGCGUGCGGAGGCGGACAGCAGACCCAGCCUCCGCCUCCCUCGACCACGAGAUCAUGAGCUGCGGACGAGACCUGCCCGGAACGCACACUAAGCGCUCGUCUUCCGAAUGUCGCGAGGCUUCGUCCUCCCGGCGCCGGGGCCUGGAGUCCCGGGACAGCUCCAUCAAGGACGAGCUCCGCAGAAACAAUUCCUUGAGGGACAACCGGCGGGACUUCGCCCCCGACGUCCCCCGGGACCCCGCGGCCUCCAUGGCGUGAGCCUCGCUCCGAGCAUCGCCCCCGUUCUCCUCGCCUGUUUACAGAACGCUUCCAUCGAUAUAUUUUGAACACGUUUGUUUUCCUACCCUCCUGUAUAUACCUGUAUGUCCUGGAUGUCCUGGAUGUCCCGCUCCUCCGUAUCCCGACUCGGCGAUGCCGAUGGGGCCGUUUUUUUUAUAUUUUUUAAGCUGUUUGAGGGAAAAAAAAAAACAA